Coregonus sp. 'balchen' is the source of this 8487-nucleotide messenger RNA. The record is from the annotation of a GenBank genome assembly. NCBI's taxonomy places the organism in Eukaryota, Metazoa, Chordata, Actinopteri, Salmoniformes, Salmonidae.
CGGAACCAAACAUGUAGGCUAAAUAGGCUAGAAACAUUAUCGCGAACAGCUGAUACAAUGGCGCCAAUGGACCUGGAUAAAUACAAGGAGAUUGCCAAGCAGUGUAAAUAUUUACCUGAAAACGACCUCAAGGUGAGAGUCACUGCCUUCGCAAAGUCGAUCACCGAAAUAAGCCUGAUGAGCAGCACAUAUAGUAAGGAGCCUACUAAUCAGACCUAAACAAUGGCAAAAUGGCUGUCACUUCUAAAUCAUAGACUAUCUAAACUGACCUGAAAUCACACAGACAGACUGUGAUGCCAUUAUAACCAAGAAUUUGAAUUAAAUGGAUGCCAUCAUCAUGCUUGACGAAAUUAUUGGUAUGAUAUAAAAUCCCAGUUUUUAAUGGCUAUGAAUAAAAUGUGCCAUUUACAGUAGUUGUCACUAGUUUAUGGAUGUUCUAUUAUGACAUGCAUUCAUUAAAUCAUUGCUUGGGCAUUGCAUCACAUAUCACACAGCACAUUACACUGCUCCUUAUUCUAAGGGUGUGUGUUUUUUUCCUCAGAGGUUAUGUGACUAUGUAUGUGACAUAUUGCUAGAGGAAUCCAAUGUCCAACCAGUGUCCACCCCAGUGACAGUGUGUGGGGAUAUACAUGGACAGGUAGGCUACUUCAUUGACCCUCACAGCCAUACAGCAUCAUUGCUAAAUAUUUGUCUUUGAAACAGAUUCUGUUUCUUUCCAUUCUUUAAUUUCCAGUAAUUCUGAAGUUAACUUGCUUGUUUCUUCUUCAUUCAAUCAGUUUUAUGAUCUGUGUGAACUCUUCAGAACCGGAGGACAGGUCCCAGACACAAACUAUAUUUUCAUGGUGGGUAUAAACUCAACUAUUAUCCCCUCGUCCACUCCCAUUUAUGUUAUUGUUGUCCCCCAUGAUGAAAUCGGGGAGGGGACUGUGGAUCUGUCUCCGUCUGUCCGUUCAUAAGUUAAAGGCGCUACAUGGUCAGUCUGCAUUGGCCGUACAGCAUUUACGUGACACAGCCUCUGCAGAAGUCAGGGCAUUCAUACUUCUUGCGCUUCGCGGAACAGUGCAGAGCUGUUGUGAAGGAAGUUGUCUUCUUCUUCUUCUUCUAUGAUAUAAUGGCGGUUCCGCAAACAAACGUUAAAGGUAAAUGCCGCCACCUACUGUGCUUGAGUGUGUGGCAAAUGACGGAUUUACAACAUUACUAAAUCCUCCUACCUAACUCAGUACUUCUGAGAACAAAAAAAAAGAGCCCUACUAACUUCUAAUAGACCCUCCCCAUCCCCCAAAAUCCCUUCCAACCCCCCCCCCCCCCCCCCCCCCCAACCCUGUCCAACCUCAAUGACCCUACAUUUCAAUCUUUCCCUCUCUUCAACAUACUUACAACAAUAUAACAACACAUGCUCCACCGUUUCAUCGACCAUACACUCCAGACACAAACCAUUCACAUGCUUGCUAACCAGAUGUAAUGACGAGUUCAAUGUACAAUGUCCUAAACCCAAUCGCGCAAACACCACCUCUUCCUUCCUAAUCUGACCUUUGAAUCUUGGUCCACCAACCUUUCUUUGGAGGGCAUAUAAAUGCCAGCCCUUGGGCUCAGAGUCCCAUCUCUUCUGCCACACAUCUAUCAAAAUGGCUCUGAUCUUACAUUUGGCCUCACCUCUACCCAGUGGAACAUUAAUAUCAAUUAUAUCUAGUUUCAAAGGUCUUUUGGCUAACUGGUCUACAAUUUCAUUCCCUUCCACACCCGAAUGUGCUGCAAUCCGAAGGAAGUUGUCAAGGAAGUGACUUUGUGUUUAUACAGGAUCUUUGUGUACUUACCGUCAACCAAUCAUGUCAAUGCGGAGCUAUUCAGAGCACACCGCAUUGCUACAAAAUUUGAGAGGCACACGGCGAUGCGGUACGAAGCUCAUUUUGGCCUCUGCAUGUCUCUGGAGGCUCCGCAAUUGUGUCACACCAUCCAUCCAUACGGUGCCUCCAACCAUAUUUUGGGAUCAAACAUAAAUUGGCUUUAAGUCACACAAGAUAUCUCAGACAACUGGGCCGAUUUUGACGAAAGGUGGGUGAAUGAUGCGUCUUGCCAUAAAGAUCCGGCCUUUACAAAAUUACACGGAUUGGCCCAAGGCGGGAGCUAUAGUAUUUAACUGAAAUGCGUUAGUCACACGCUGCAUCAUUUGUGGGGGACUACAUGUUUGCUGUUACAUUUUAGAAGACACUCUUAUCCAGAGCGACAUACAGUAGUGAGGGUACUUUUUCCCAUACUGGUCCCCGGUGGGAAGCGAACCCACAACACUGGCGUUGCAAGCGCCAUGUUCUACCAACUGAGCCACACAGUUGCCUUGUUUUUCAUAGUGUUUACAAUGUCCAUCAAUAAUGACCCCAUCAGGAUUAUGUGUAUUUGUGUCUCUUCAGGGUGAUUUUGUUGACCGGGGAUAUUACAGCUUGGAGACGCUCACAUACCUGCUGGUGUUAAAAGCGAAAUGGCCUGACCGCAUCACACUUUUAAGAGGAAACCACGAAAGCAGGCAGAUAACCCAAGUGUAUGGAUUUUAUGGUGAGAUUUUCUUCAUUAAAUCACCAUAUCCAACCCAACCAAAUGUUGUAUUAACACAUUAGUAAUUGAUGUACAAUGCAAACCCUUAACUCCAGGUGCUCUGGUUGUAAAUGGGAUGUUCCUGGUCUAUGUUGCCUUUCAGAUGAAUGCCAAACCAAAUAUGGAAAUGCAAAUGCCUGGCGCUACUGUACCAAAGUGUUUGAUAUGUUAACAGUUGCAGCAGUGAGUAUAACUCUAUUGCUUUGUAUUUCUGAUUUCCUGCAGUAACAACCCCCAUGUCACAAUUUUACCAUAUCAAGCCAACAUGGGGAUAUUUUCUACUGUCACAGUAACUCGGCAUUCUAAUGCUGUGCUGUGGUUGUUUUCUUGUGCCAGCUGAUGGAUGAGCAGAUUCUGUGUGUUCAUGGGGGCCUCUCCCCGGACAUAAAGACCCUGGACCAGAUCAGAACCAUUGAACGUAACCAGGAGAUCCCCCACAAGGGAGCAUUCUGUGACCUUGUGUGGUCAGACCCCGAGGAUGUGGACACCUGGGCCAUCAGCCCCAGGGGAGCUGGGUGGCUGUUUGGUGCAAAGGUCACCAAUGAGGUGAGUACAUUGUCAAUUUCACACUGUAAAAUAUAUAUAUACACUACCAGUCAAAAGUUUGGACACACCUACUCAUUCAAGGGUUUUUCUUUAUUUUUACUAUUUUCUACAUUGUAGAAUAAUAGUGAAGACAUCAAAACUAUGAAAUAACACAUAUGGAAUCAUGUAGUAACCAAAAAAGUGUUAAACAAAUCCAAUUAUAUUUUAUAUUUGAGAUUCUUCAAAGUAGCCACCCUUUGCCUUGAUGACAGCUUUGUACACUCUUGGCAUUCUCUCAACCAGCUUCAACUGGAAUGCUUUUCCAACCGUCUUGAAGGAGUUCCCACAUAUGCUGAGCACUUGUUGGCUGCUUUUCCUUCACUCUGCGGUCCAACUCAUCCCAAACCAUCUCAAUUGGGUUGAGGUUGGGUGGUUGUGGAGGCUAGGUCAUCUGAUGCAGCACUCCAUCACUCUCCUUCUUGGUCAAAUAGCCCUUACACAGCCUGGAGGUGUGUUGGGUCAUUGUCCUGUUGAAAAACAAAUGGCCCAAGCAUGUCUCUUCUUCUUAUUGGUGUCCUUUAGUAGUGGUUUCUUUGCAGCAAUUCGUCCAUGAAAGCCUGAUUAACACAGUCUCCUCUGAACAGUUGAUGUUGAGAAGUAUUUAUUUAGGCUGCAAUUUGAGGUGCAGUUAACUCUAAUGAACGUAUCCUCUGCAGCAGAGGUAACUCUGGGUCUUCCUUUCCUGCGGCGGUCCUCAUGAGAGCCAGUUUCAUCAUAGUGCUUGAUGGUUUUUGCAACUGCAUUUGAAGAAACUUUGAAAGUUCUUGAAAUGUUCCAUAUUGACUGACCUUCAUGUCUUAAAGUAAUGAUGGACUGUCGUUUCUCUUUGCUUAUUUGAGCUGUUCUUGCCAUAAUAUGGACUUGGUAUUUUACCAAAUAGAGCUAUCUUCUGUAUACCCCCCCUACCUCAUCACAACACAACUGAUUGUCUCGAAAUUCCACAAAUUAACUUUUAAGAAGGCACACCUGUUAAUUGAAAUGCAUUCCAGAUGACUAGCUCAUGAAGCUGGUUGAGAGAAUGCCAAGAGUGUGCAAAGCUGUCAUCAAGGCAAAGGGUGGCUACUUUGAAGAAUCUCAUAUAUACAAUAUUUUGAUUUGUUUAACACUUUUUUGGUUACUACAUGAUUCCAUAUGUGUUAUUUCAUAGUUUUGAUGGAUUCACUAUUAUUGUACAAUAUAGAAAAUAGUAAAAAUAAAGAAAAACCCUGGAAUGAGUAGUUGUGUCCAAACUUUUGACUGAUACUGUAUAUGAAAUGGGUAGUAGUUUUAUUUCUCACAUUCACAUUUAUCUCACUGUCUUUCUUUUUUCAUUAUAUAUUGAUGUGCAGUUUGUUCACAUCAACAACUUGAAGUUGAUCUGUCGGGCACAUCAGCUAGUCCAUGAGGGUUACAAGUUCAUGUUUGAUGAGAAGCUGGUCACAGUCUGGUCGGCUCCUAACUACUGCUAUCGCUGCGGCAACAUUGCCUCCAUCAUGGUCUUCAAAGACGCCAAUACGAGGGAGCCCAAGCUGUUCCGGGCGGUGCCCGACUCAGAGAGAGUCAUUCCACCCAGAACAACGACACCAUAUUUCCUGUAAACACUGCACUAACUAUCAUCAGCUUUGGCCGCAAACUUCAGACGGGCCUGGACAUGCGCUGGCUUGAGCGGGGGGACCUUGCGUGCACUGCAGGAUUUUAAUCCAUGACAGCGUAAUGUGUUACUAAUGGUUUUCUUUGAGACUGUGGUCCCAGCUCUCUUCAGGUCAUUGACCAGGUCCUGCCGCGUAGUUCUGGGCUGAUCCCUCACCUUCCUCAUGAUCAUUGAUGCCCCACGAGGUGAGAUCUUGCAUGAUUGACCGUCAUCUUGAACUUCUUCCAUUUUCUAAUAAUUGCGCCAACAGUUGUUGCCUUAUCACCAAGCUGCUUGCCUAUUGUCCUGUAGCCCAUCCCAGCCUUGUGCAGGUCUACAAUUUUAUCCCUGAUGUCCUUACACAGCUCUCUGGUCUUGACCAUUGUGGAGAGAUUGGAGUCUGUUUGAUUGAGUGUGUGGACAGGUGUCUUUUAUACAGGUAACGAGUUCAAACAGGUGCAGUUAAUACAGGUAAAGAAAAACUAACAGGUCUGUGAGAGCCGGAAUUCUUACUGGUUGGUAGGUGAUCAAAUACUUAUGUCAUGCAAUAAAAUGCAAAUUAAUUACUUAAAAAUCAUACAAUGUGAUUUACUGGAUUUUUGUUUUAGAUUCCGUCUCUCACAGUUGAAGUGUACCUAUGAUAAAAAAUUACAGACCUCUACAUGCUUUGUAAGUAGGAAAACCUGCAAAAUCGGCAGUGUAUCAAAUACUUGUUCUCCCCACUGUAUGUUGUGGAUGUUGUAGAAUCUAUGAAAUAUCCCACUGACAAGAUCUAUAUUAAUGAUAUUUCAUAUCAGAGGUACCCAACUCAUGUCUAUGAGCGUGUUUAGGGCAAUUCCAUGGUCACAGAAUGAUCUUUCACUUUAAAAUGUAUGUCAAACAAAAAACAAUGAUUUCAAAUUUAAACAAACCAUGCAACUCUAUGCACAAGGACUACUUUUAACAAUUUACACUGAACAUUUUACAAAAACUUGAAGAACAGUGCAGAUGCAAAGUUUGGUAACAGAAUGACGGUUUGUGCGUGAUUUUACUUUACUACAAAUUUAAUGAGGGAUAGCCUACCAGGUGAUUGGAUCUUAUUACCAGUCAAUUACUUAAAUAAUUCAAAAUAGUGCAAAUGACAAAGGAAAGACGCAUCAGCCCCAAGACACUGGAUCUGAGUAACACUGUAAGAAGAGCCACUCCAUUCAUAUUGUCAACCGUAGGCUGGGGGGGGGGGGUAAAAUCACAACUGAACUGAUUAACACUUCUGACGCUUUCCAAUAACAUCAACAAAAAUUCUGUAUCUUAUGAUAUUCUGAGAGUAAUAUAAUAUCUAACACAACAGUGCAAUGUGGAAUAACACCAUCACAUUGUCUACUGAUUAGCCUCAAAGAUUUAAGCGGAAUUGUCUCUACAUACAGUAUGUUAAGCUACCUUCUCCAAAAGAGAAAAGGAACAGUGUGUGUUCUAGUGCCUACAAGUCAUGUGUGGUCAAGUGAACAGAGCAGGGCAGAUCUGACACCCGAGCAGGGCUUCAUAUUACACAGGUUUGCACCUUAAGACUCAACAAUGCAUUAAAGGGAUAGUUCGGGAUUUUGGCAAUGACUUCCCCAGAGUCAGAUGAACUCGUGGAUACCAUUUUUAUGUAUCUGCAUCCAGUAUGAAGAAAUGUAUGGAGUUUCGCAAGCCAAUGCUAACUAGUGUUAGCGCAAUGACGAAGUCUACAGGAACAGCUAGCCAGGAACAGGUAGCAUACUUGCUGUUCCCAUAGACUUCCAGUCAUUACGCUAACACUAGUUAGCAAUUGCGCUAACGCUAGUUAGCAACUUCCUUCAAACUGCAUGCAGAGACAUAAGUAAAGAAAGGGCCUCAUUGAAAGGGUAAGUACAGAAAGGGCCUCAUUGUCGAAAUCCUUAACUAUCCCUUUAUCCUGCUCUAUGAUGGGGAAUAUUUCUGAAUUCAUGUCAUCAUUGACAAAAGAGUGGUGGUAUCACACUCGUACAUUUACACACUUGACCAUGGAAUCCACUGGCUUCUGGAUGCCAAUCUCCAGACACACCUAACCAUAUAACAACAGGAUAGCUGACUCACAGACCCAAAUCAUAAACCAAGAGGCAAUGUCAACAGAAUAUAGGCAGCCUACUUGUACAGUACCAGUCAAAAGUUUGGACACACCUACUCAUUCAAGGGUUUUUCUUUAUUUUUACUAUUUUCUAUAUUGUAGAAUAAUAGUGAAGACAUCAAAACUAUGAAAUAACACAUAUGGAAUCAUGUAGUAACCAAAAAAGUGUUAAACAAAUCCAAUUAUAUUUUAUAUUUGAGAUUCUUCAAAGUAGCCACCCUUUGCCUUGAUGACAGCUUUGUACACUCUUGGCAUUCUCUCAACCAGCUUCAACUGGAAUGCUUUUCCAACCGUCUUGAAGGAGUUCCCACAUAUGCUGAGCACUUGUUGGCUGCUUUUCCUUCACUCUGCGGUCCAACUCAUCCCAAACCAUCUCAAUUGGGUUGAGGUUGGGUGGUUGUGGAGGCUAGGUCAUCUGAUGCAGCACUCCAUCACUCUCCUUCUUGGUCAAAUAGCCCUUACACAGCCUGGAGGUGUGUUGGGUCAUUGUCCUGUUGAAAAACAAAUGGCCCAAGCAUGUCUCUUCUUCUUAUUGGUGUCCUUUAGUAGUGGUUUCUUUGCAGCAAUUCGUCCAUGAAAGCCUGAUUAACACAGUCUCCUCUGAACAGUUGAUGUUGAGAAGUAUUUAUUUAGGCUGCAAUUUGAGGUGCAGUUAACUCUAAUGAACGUAUCCUCUGCAGCAGAGGUAACUCUGGGUCUUCCUUUCCUGCGGCGGUCCUCAUGAGAGCCAGUUUCAUCAUAGUGCUUGAUGGUUUUUGCAACUGCAUUUGAAGAAACUUUGAAAGUUCUUGAAAUGUUCCAUAUUGACUGACCUUCAUGUCUUAAAGUAAUGAUGGACUGUCGUUUCUCUUUGCUUAUUUGAGCUGUUCUUGCCAUAAUAUGGACUUGGUAUUUUACCAAAUAGAGCUAUCUUCUGUAUACCCCCCCCUACCUCAUCACAACACAACUGAUUGUCUCGAAAUUCCACAAAUUAACUUUUAAGAAGGCACACCUGUUAAUUGAAAUGCAUUCCAGAUGACUAGCUCAUGAAGCUGGUUGAGAGAAUGCCAAGAGUGUGCAAAGCUGUCAUCAAGGCAAAGGGUGGCUACUUUGAAGAAUCUCAUAUAUACAAUAUUUUGAUUUGUUUAACACUUUUUUGGUUACUACAUGAUUCCAUAUGUGUUAUUUCAUAGUUUUGAUGGAUUCACUAUUAUUGUACAAUAUAGAAAAUAGUAAAAAUAAAGAAAAAACCCUGGAAUGAGUAGUUGUGUCCAAACUUUUGACUGAUACUGUAUAUGAAAUGGGUAGUAGUUUUAUUUCUCACAUUCACAUUUAUCUCACUGUCUUUCUUUUUUCAUUAUAUAUUGAUGUGCAGUUUGUUCACAUCAACAACUUGAAGUUGAUCUGUCGGGCACAUCAGCUAGUCCAUGAGGGUUACAAGUUCAUGUUUGAUGAGAAGCUGGUCACAGUCUGGUCGGCUCCUAACUACUGCUAUCGCUGCGGCAACAUUGCCUCCAUCAUGGUCUUCAAAGACGCCAAUACGAGGGAGCCCAAGCUGUUCCGGGCGGUGCCCGACUCAGAGAGAGUCAUUCCACCCAGAACAACGACACCAUAUUUCCUGUAA